Messenger RNA from Orbilia oligospora ATCC 24927, 294 nucleotides. RefSeq lists its product as uncharacterized. Lineage: Eukaryota; Fungi; Ascomycota; Orbiliomycetes; Orbiliales; Orbiliaceae. Bases 1 to 294 code for a protein of 97 amino acids. The record is from RefSeq and is a predicted model, not a curated record. The transcript has a single exon.
AUGGCACUAGCCAAUAGGUGUGAUGCCUACCAAUGGUUCGUGCUCGACCAAAGGGUCCUGCUCGCCAAAGAACUUCUUUGGACGCAGAAAGCUAAUACCAUGGGUCCCAUCGAGAACGGGGAGUUAAAGAUGAGCCAAAAGCGUGAAGAAGAGCAAAAGGCCAUGGAAGAUCGAUACAGCGUCGAACAGAACCUUUUAGUACUGGAGAAACGCGGCGAGAUAUUAGUGUCAGUGGUCAGCAAAACCGGGGAAACAUCUUCCAGGGUGCCAGCCGCUACGACAAAUUAUUUUUGA